GUUUCUUUUGGAAUGUCAACAUAUGAUCGCAAAGUGAAUAUGUCAUCUAGGAAUAUAGAUCUAGAUAUCUAGAUUAGAUUAUUUCUAGAUCUAGUCUAGUAGUCUAGAUUACAAUUUUCAAUAUAGAUCUAGAGUAUUCUAAAGUCUAGAAUGUUGUGAUUUGCUCCCCAGAUUUUCAAUGGACAAAAAAGUUGUCAAUUCAGAAAAGACCAGCUCUGAUGAAAUAAUUGAAAAAUCUCAAAAAGCUGUAGUAUUUCCAAUAAGUAAAUUACAUUGGAAUGCUUGCACCCAUAAUCCUGGACAUAGGGAUUUUAUACCUUUGAAAACUUUUAACAGUGAGCAUCUUCCAGAAAAAUACAGGAGUGAAGAUAUUUUGAACUACAUUCUAUCACUAGCAGCUUUAACUGUUCGAAUAGUAGUUACGGUAAGAAGCCCUGAAAGGCCAGCAGAUUAUUUGUAUUUUUGUGGAAAUGGUACAUUGUGGACUGGCACUGGAACUGUGACAGAUAUAAAACCUAAAAAUCUUAAAGCUUUGAAACAUUUCUGUAUUACUGAGAGUACCACUGCAGUCAUCAGCAUUAAAACAGCAUGCCAUGUUGUUUUUGAUAGCCUUGAGGCCUCUCAUUGUUACGUGAAUUUCUUUUUUGAUGAUGAAGAGAACAAAGAAGGUGUGAAACAUGUCACAGGUAAGAUUGUGAGCAUUAAAAAUGAAGAGGAAGACUGGAGUAUUUUUCAAUGUCACACCACUGAUGUUUCUUUGAUAAAGACUAUAAUUUCAAACUUAAAAAUGAUUUCAAAGUCAAGAUAUGUACAAUCUCUAUCUGAAAGCAUUGCAGUGAUCGCAUCUCAUCCUCAUGGAAUGUCUAAACACAUUAGUGUUGGAAGGUGGACUUAUGGCUCCAGCAAUCCUUGCAUGGAGCAGAGACGCAGUUUUUCUCCUAAUCUAAGUAUUCGUAUACUAGAUGACAGUAUUAAAUAUACAUUAUUUCCAUGGGAGCCAAUAGAUGUUCUUGUCAAUAGUUCAAGAGUAACAGACAGGCCAGUUCAAUGUUUUUCAGAGCCUGUUGGAAUAGAGUGUGAUGUACAUUUCCCUGAUGGAACUACCAGCAAGUGUCAUGUUUGGCAAGUGGAUCGUACAGUUAAAUAUACCAAAAUGUCUCUUAUAAAUGAAUGUGGAAUAGGAAUUAAUGUUCCUUCAGAGCAGCUGUACCUUGAACUGCAACUAAGUAAUGGAGAUACACAAGUUAUGAAAGAUGAUAAACUGCUUGAAUACUAUUGGAAUGACCUGACUGCUUCCUCUACAAUAUUCCUGAAAAUAUCACAAAAUGAAUUAUAACAUACUAAAAGAUCUAACAUCUUGCUUCACAAAAAUUAAUUUUAAGAACUAUAAAUGUUCAUGUCAUUUAAGCUAGUCCUCCUGACAUAUAUUUCAUUUUCUCCAGGGUAAUUAAAGGUUGAUUCCAAACAUGAAUGCUUGGAAACCUUGGGAUAAUCAAACCAAUGUGAAAGAAUUACCUAUUUGUAGUCAUCAUUUUUUUUUUAGUAAAUAAUUGCAUCAUAUAAACUUGAUGUGGGCUGCAGGAAAGAUUACCCAACUAAUAACCCUCAUGCAUCUGCAAUCCAGGGUUCCAACACAUGCAUUCUGUGAUUACUUACCAGAAACAAAAAUUAUGUCUUUAUACUUGUGUAAUGGAAUCACUAUAACCAAGAAUUCCAAAUUGAAAACAAACAAAACAUUGUUAGUAAAAUAAUAAUUUGAACAAUAACCAUGGUCAAGUUUUUAUUUCCAAUCAAAAGUGAGCAUCAUUCCUUUUUCUGCAUAUUAUAUGGCUUUUGAAUUUACACUCUGAAUUUAAAGGACAUUACAUUUGAAGUCUGGCUUUUUUAAUAUUCUUUAUUACAAAGUAAAAAAUUCCAUUAGUCACAUUUUUCAUAUAGGAUUGAUCUUAUGCUUUUUUACCCCCAUGUAGGGCUGUCAAUUUGUCAUAAUUUAAGAAAGCUUUGAGAAUAUCUAAACUCCUAUUUUGAAUUGCAUCCCUUGGAAUCGAAUGGCAUAGUUUCUCAUUUAGUUCCCCUUUCAGACCUUGUGAUCUAAGGGGCACAUGAUGUAAAGAUCAUCUGUUUCUGUGGCCCAUGGUUAACGACGGUGUCAUGUGGCCUGCACAGCGACCAAUCACCUUUACUUUUCCCCAACUUAUGUCAGGUACCCAUUAGAGCUUGGUGGACUCAGAGGCGCCCAAAGAUCCUGAAAUUCAAAAUUCCAGUCUUCACCAGGAUUCAAACGGGGAACCACCGGUUUGGAAGUCAAGUGCUUUACCACUCAACCACUAAGCCUCCCAGUUUCUCAUUUAAUAUUAUCAUCCAAAGGGGAUCAAUCAAACUUUGUUGGGACUAAGAUUAAUGGAACUCACACUUAUGAAGUUUUCAAAAACAUGCUUCCCCCCCCCCCCCCCCUUAAGAUGCAGAAUCCAACAUAAAAAGAAUAAAAACUGCAUUGUUGUAUUUCUUGAGAUUUUAAUAGCACAUAAACCUUGCACAUAUAUCACUACAUCAUGAAUGUCUAUAAAUGAGAUUUGACUGGAGCACACUAAGCUUAACAUGGAGACACGCUAAACAGAUAUCAAAUGAUGAUGACACAAAAUAGAGCAGUGAGAUAAGUAACAAACGAAUAUUCACAUUUGACUAGAGUAACACCUUUAGUAAAAUCACUAAAUUUAGUAAGCCUUCAGGAUAGAAAACACUGAACUAUAAUUUUCAAAUUCAAAAACAAAAUCUAAUAAAACACUCAGAAAGACACAUUCCUCGUUCCAUAUGCUAGGACAAAUUUUUACAAAUGCUCUUUCUUCCCUAGUGCUAUUAGAGCAUGGAAUGGGUUGCCUGAGCUAGCCAGAAAAACCAGUGACUUGGCAGAAUUUAGGUCAAUGGUUAAAUGCAUGACACGUAGGACGUAAUCAUCUUCUUUUGAAGUAACGUCUGUAUUAUAUAAGAUAUAUGAUAGACACAUUAAGCAUUGCUUAAAAUUUGAUCUGUGAUAAAGACUAAAUUCAGUAUUUUACAAACUGUAGUGUUUCCCAUUGCCUGAUAGGUAGUUAAAUAGUGGCCCACGCAUGAACUAAUUCCUAUGGUAAAUGCAAAAAAUAAAUAUUGAUUUCAUUAGCUCUUCUCAGUACGGUAACAAUAGCAGAAAAAAAAAUUAUAAAAUAUCAAUUUGAACUGCUGUAGAUUUUGAAUCUAUUUUCAAAUAAAGAUCAACUAUUUAAUGAUUUCUGGUUUGUCUGAAGAACACCAUCAUAUUUCAAAACAAGCUGUUGUUAUUUUAUUUCAGUUUCCUUCAAACUUUUAGUGCGGCGCAGGAUUUUCUGUUACAUUUCAACAAAAUCGUAAUAUAGAAUCAAGCUCGAGCUAAAGCUUAUCAAUACAAUGCCAGAUUUUUGCCCUUUAAAAAACACCAUCAAAUUCAUUCAACUUUAUUUAUUCUUAUGUUUCUCUUUAUUUUAUUAUUGUUCUAUAAUUUAUAAUAAAUAAAAAUGUUGGUUUAUCAUCCUUUAUUUUUUUAACACAUAGGAAAUGAUCCAACCUAAAAAAAAAUAAGCAAAAUGUUCCGUUGAAUUCUUACAAUUGUGAAAAUGUUUGGGAAAUACUGGACUUAUUUAUAAACAUGUUGCCAAUAAAAAGAAAUGAAACAAUAAAAGUACAUACAUUU
Molecule: messenger RNA, 3703 nt
Organism: Biomphalaria glabrata
Lineage: Eukaryota; Metazoa; Mollusca; Gastropoda; Planorbidae
Exons: 7
Coding region: 179-1336 (385 amino acids)
Source: RefSeq, a predicted model, not a curated record